Colossoma macropomum (tambaqui) is the source of this 1989-nucleotide messenger RNA. It is a transcript of the gene clec3bb, whose product is annotated as C-type lectin domain family 3, member Bb. The transcript is spliced from 3 exons. The coding region runs from base 275 to 880 and encodes 201 amino acids. NCBI's taxonomy places the organism in Eukaryota, Metazoa, Chordata, Actinopteri, Characiformes, Serrasalmidae. The record is from RefSeq and is a predicted model, not a curated record.
GUGCUGUGAAUGUGAAUGGGUGAAAAUGUGGAUGAUCGGUGAAGGAGAGAUGCAGAUAUAUUGUUUGUAAGUGUAUGGCGAACACUGUAUGAGUGUGUGUGCAAGUCUGUGGAUGAGCACCACGCCUCCAGGCUUCUGAGGCAGGAGCAGGUUUUUAUUACAGUAGUUUUCCUCCCAGAGCUAGACAGAGAAGCGUAAAUCCCCUUUCCCUCACAGAAACAGCUUCACUGCCACACACUCUCUGAAGCCAACCACUCUCUGCAAAGCCUUCAGCAUGGAGCUCAGAGUUGCGUGUCUCCUGAUUGGAAUGCUCCUCAUCCAGGGAUCAGACCAGCAAAGCGCACCCAGGAAGAAGCCCCAAGUUAAAAAGGCCUCAGAUGUUCAAAGCACUACUGCCAUAGAGGAGCUACAGAAGCAGAUCAAUGACAUAGUAGCAGAGAUGAACCUGUUGAAGGAGAAGCAAGCUCUACAAACAGUUUGCCUGAGAGGGAAAAAGAUCCACGGCAAGUGUUUCCUGGCCGAGUCGCAGCAGAAGAGAUACCACACGGCUAGUGAAGACUGCAUCGCUAAGGGCGGCACUCUGAGUGCGCCCCUCAGCGGCCUGGAGAACGAGCAGCUCGUGCAGUACGUGCGGGAGAGCCUGGGCACGGACGCUCGGGUGUGGCUCGGGGUCAACGACAUGCUGUCCGAGGGUGUCUGGGUGGACCUGACCGGCUCGGCCGUGCGCUUCAAGAACUGGGAGACUUCGACACGCCCCGCACAGCCUGACGGGGGAACCGCGGAGAACUGCGCCGUCCUGUCCGCCUCGUCCGGGGGAAAGUGGUCUGACGAGAGCUGCCGCGUGGAGAGAGCCUCCGUCUGCGAGUUCAAAAUCGUCUGAGAGGCGAAGGUCUUCCUUCAGCUCUCACUGUCCUUUCCAUUAGGUUUUACUUUCCAUCGCUCCUCAGCAGCGGCCUUGCCAGCAUUGUGUGGGCUCACCCGAGUGUUCCUGUUCCUUUUGUUGAGGUUUUGGGCAGAACUGAGAUGGUCAUUACAUUCUGUUUUCUUUGUCCUCAUAAAUGCUGUCACGUUUCUUUGAGUGUCUAAUUAUACAAGUACAGUUAAACAGUACAGAUUAUAUGUGUUGCAGCUCACUUUGAAGGAUCAGGGUUAAACCAGAAUCAGACCUCAUGGUCACUAAAUUAUUAAAGAGGGAUUUUAAAUAAUUGGUGAUUGAAGGAUUCCAAGGAUUCAAAAUUUCCACAUAAUUCAGUGAUUGAGAUGUAAACAAAGUUAUUCAAAGGGGUUUGAUGAGAAAUGGUAGAGAAUCGUGCAUAGUAGAGAAAUUUUAGACCUGGAUUUUCUCUACAGUGGCGGUGGUGAUGGGAACUCGGGGUUGUGAUGUCAACAUAAAUAUAGACAUUUUAUGUACUGUCCAAAGCCGCCAGUGAACCUACAGGUGUCUUCUGUGUUUUUACAUGUAAUAUUGAUAAUGGUAACUGUUAAAUCCAAGACAUGAAAUAAAUACAUACAUAAAUAAGAUAAUAAUAAUAAUAAUAUUAUUAUUAUCUUUGAGGACUAUAUUUCAUGUGUGUAUGGCUCUGCCAUGAUUUAAAAAAACAAUAUUUUAAUCGAAUACCUUCUCAAAAUUGUUGUAAAACGUCCCAGGCAAGAACGUAUUUCUAACUAUUUCAUGCAGUAAUGUUUCUUAAGGGAGCUUUGAAGCACUAAGACACCUCAGCUGUCUGGUUCCCAUCACCCCCACUGUGAACAGUUCCACACCAAACCACUCUGAAUUACAUUGUUUACUUCUUAAUAAUUUAAUUAUGAAAAACAUUUGAGAAAUCAGUGGAAUUCUACUUUCAACUGGCUUACAUUCACCAGUGUGUGUUAUUCAUAAAGACUCGUUUUUGUGUCCCCUUGCUGGCUAAAAAUGCUGCAAGCUUUUUUCUCACUUUAGCUCUUCAGCUACUGAUCAGUACAAUAAAGAUUAUUUCAGUGCUAACUUUA